Molecule: messenger RNA, 1095 nt
Organism: Aspergillus puulaauensis
Lineage: Eukaryota; Fungi; Ascomycota; Eurotiomycetes; Eurotiales; Aspergillaceae
Product: PDK/BCKDK family protein kinase
Exons: 3
Coding region: 1-1095 (364 amino acids)
Biological process (GO): regulation of glucose metabolic process; protein phosphorylation
Cellular component (GO): mitochondrion
Molecular function (GO): pyruvate dehydrogenase (acetyl-transferring) kinase activity
Source: RefSeq, a predicted model, not a curated record
AUGCCCUCCAUUAAAAAGGUCCAGGAUUGGUAUGCGCAAUCGUUCGAGGAAAUCAUCACUUUACCUCGACCAACCCUAACACAAGAAGUCAAGGCGCGUUUGUUGCGCCCGAAUAGAACGCAUAACGGCGGGUCAAAAAUCCUUGCGGAAACUACACAAAAUCCAAGCGUUCGUGAGGGACAGUACCGUUCCUCCACCACAACAAAUGGUAACGGCAAUGGCAAGACUGCUGCCGCCAGGAGAUAUUUUGUCCCAUCAGAUGAUCAUGGCCAUUGGCCUCCCGAGUUAAAUGACUACAAUGAACGUUUCGCGAAGACUUUGCAACAGAUCAAACGGCGCCAUGAUAGUGUUGUAACUACAGUGGCUCAGGGUAUUCUUGAAUGGAAGCGGAGACGACAGCGUCUCCAAAUUGACUCGACAAUCCAAUCAUUUCUCGAUCGGUUUUACAUGUCUCGAAUAGGUAUACGAAUGUUAAUCGGACAGCACAUCGCUCUGACAGAACAAACACACGUUCGCCAUCCAAACUACGUCGGGAUCAUCUGUACCAAGACAAAUGUGCGUGAGGUGGCUCUCGAGGCCAUCGAAAACGCCCGUUUUGUUUGCGAGGAUUACUAUGGUCUUUUUGACGCUCCCAAGGUGCAGCUUGUUUGCAAGGAAGACCUAAACUUCAUGUAUGUUCCGGGACAUCUGUCCCACAUGCUUUUCGAAACUAUGAAGAACUCCCUUCGUGCCGUGGUCGAAACACACGGCGCAGACAAGGAAGCCUUCCCCAUCACCAAGGUCAUAAUCGCCGAAGGAAAAGAGGACAUUACUAUCAAGGUCUCCGAUGAAGGUGGUGGUGUCGCACGGUCUGCGAUACCUCUUGUCUGGACUUAUAUGUAUACAACUGUGGAACAAACCCCCAACCUUGACCCCGACUUUGACAAGAGUGAUUUCAAGGCUCCCAUGGCAGGGUUCGGAUACGGGCUUCCAAUCAGUCGUUUGUAUGCCCGGUACUUUGGAGGCGACCUGAAAUUGAUCAGUAUGGAAGGGUACGGUACGGACGUAUACCUUCAUCUGAACCGGUUGUCUUCGAGCUCGGAGCCCCUCCAAUGA